AGGCUAUUAAUAUAUUUCCCUCGAUGAAAUUAGCUUAGUUCCCAAUAGGACUUUCUGCAAGGAAGAGAUAACAAACUGGGUCCCUCUACGAGAAGCACACCACCAGUAGAAAUGAGCUUCCUGAUCCGCAAACAUCAUUGGUCGAGACGGGUGCGCGAGCAAGAAAACCUUAUCGAACAUACCUCGUCCUCAGGUCUGUAGACCUUCUUGAGAGCAUCAGCACACCCUUCACAACCUUCAUCAGUCUUCAUCGACUUUCAUCACCCUUCAGCACCUCUCCUCCCGCGCCUCAUCUUCAUCUUCAUCCUCAUCGGUCUGUAGCUAUAAAAACCCCUCCCUUCCGCUUCUUUCGCUUUUUCCGCAACUCCAUCUCUCCUCAUCCCCUUCCGCUCUCUCACCCCACUCUACAUAACACAUCCUAUAUCACACCAUGUCUUCCCCCAUUGAGGUUGUCAACAUGUCCCCCGAGGACUACCGCAAGCGCAAGGUCGCCCUCAUCACUGGUAUCACCGGUCAGGAUGGUUCUUACCUCGCUGAGCUCUUGAUCGAGAAGGGCUAUCAGGUCCACGGAAUCAUCCGCCGCUCGUCCUCCUUCAACACCGGCAGAAUUGAGCAUCUCUACAAGGAUGCCCACGAGAACCCCAAGAUGCGUCUUCACCAUGGUGACUUGACCGACUCGACCUGCCUCGUCCACAUCAUCUCCAAGAUCCUCCCUACCGAGGUCUACAACUUGGGUGCUCAGUCCCACGUCAAGGUCUCGUUCGAUAUGUCCGAGUACACUGCUGAUGUCGAUGCCGUCGGAACUCUCCGUCUCCUCGAUGCCAUCCGCACUUGCGGUCUUGCCCACCUCGUCCGCUUCUACCAGGCUUCCACCUCCGAGUUGUACGGAAAGGUCCAGGAGAUCCCCCAGAGCGAGACUACUCCCUUCUAUCCUCGCUCUCCCUAUGGUGUCGCUAAGAUGUACGCUUACUGGAUCACGAUCAACUACCGCGAGGCCUACAACAUGUACGCCUGCAACGGUAUCCUCUUCAACCACGAGUCCCCUCGCCGUGGCCGUACCUUCGUCACUCGCAAGAUCACUUGCGCCGUCGCCUCGAUCCACCUCGGCAAGCAGGAGUGCCUCUAUCUCGGUAACUUGGAUGCCAAGCGUGAUUGGGGUCACGCCCGUGACUACGUCGAGGGCAUGUGGAGAAUGCUCCAGCAGGAGACCGCAGACGAUUUCGUCCUCGCCACUGGAGAGAUGCACACUGUUCGCGAGUUUGUCGAGAAGUCCUUCAAGGCUACUGGCAAGACCAUUCGUUGGGAGGGCACUGCCGAGGAGGAGGUCGGUAUCGAUGAUGAUGGCAAGAUCCGCGUCCGUGUUGACCCAGCCUACUACCGUCCCACCGAGGUCGAGUUGCUCUUGGGUAACCCUAAGAAGGCCAACGAGAAGUUGGGCUGGAAGCGCCAGGUCGAGUUCGAUGCCUUGGUUGAGGAGAUGAUUAAGGCUGACUUGGUUGGUGUUGCUGCCGGCGAUGUUUUCAACUAAGUGAUUCCGUUGGAUCCUUUCUUUCGCUCCUACUUGUUGUUACUUUGUAAUUUUGUAUUCAUACUCCAUCCCAACAUAGAAUUCAUACCUAAUCUUCUCGCCCUCUCCUCAUCCUCAUCUUCUCCCCGAUAAGAAAAAAAAAGUUCAUUUUGUAGAAAAUAAUUAAAGCAAUAAUUAAAGCAAAACCAUGCUGCUGUUGA
Molecule: messenger RNA, 1728 nt
Organism: Gamsiella multidivaricata
Lineage: Eukaryota; Fungi; Mortierellomycota; Mortierellomycetes; Mortierellales; Mortierellaceae
Product: GDP-D-mannose 4,6-dehydratase
Exons: 4
Coding region: 431-1528 (365 amino acids)
Biological process (GO): GDP-mannose metabolic process
Molecular function (GO): GDP-mannose 4,6-dehydratase activity
Source: RefSeq, a predicted model, not a curated record